UCUGAGCUAACGACUCGUUUUUUAAUUAUUAACAUCAGCGUUGUUUGAUUUUACUUCCCGUUGCGUCGCACCGUCACUUUGCGGUGUUCUAGUCAAAAGGGGGCGGGGGGGGGAGGCUUUCAUCCUGGAACUAGCUUGGUAGCAUGCUAGCCGGUUAGCAAACUGAGAUAUUGCAGAUUCAUUCUGUUUAGCAUCAGUUAGCUAGCUGCUGUACACAGUGGUACAGAGGGAAGACCACCGAUACCGAGUCCAGAGAAUAGUCAAUUCACGGAAAGUCCCAGUGACGUGCAAAAAUGUCUCGCAGAUAUGAUUCUCGGACAACGAUAUUUUCUCCUGAAGGCCGCCUGUAUCAGGUGGAGUACGCCAUGGAAGCCAUCGGCCAUGCUGGCACAUGUCUGGGGAUUCUAGCAAACGACGGAGUGCUCUUAGCAGCAGAGAGACGCAACAUCCACAAACUGCUCGAUGAGGUUUUCUUCUCCGAGAAGAUCUACAAGCUCAAUGAAGACAUGGCAUGCAGUGUUGCCGGGAUCACAUCAGAUGCCAAUGUACUGACAAAUGAACUGCGGCUAAUUGCACAGAGGUAUUUAUUGCAGUACCAGGAGCCAAUUCCCUGUGAGCAGUUGGUGACAGCUCUGUGUGACAUCAAGCAAGCCUACACACAAUUUGGAGGAAAGAGGCCGUUUGGUGUUUCUCUGCUGUACAUGGGUUGGGACAAACACUACGGUUUCCAGCUGUACCAGAGUGACCCCAGCGGCAACUACGGAGGCUGGAAGGCAACGUGCAUCGGCAACAACAGCGCUGCUGCUGUGUCCAUGCUGAAGCAGGACUACAAAGAGGGAGAGAUGACUCUGUCCUCUGCUUUGGCUUUGGCCGUCAAAGUCCUCAACAAAACGAUGGAUGUCAGCAAACUCUCGGCAGAAAAAGUGGAGAUUGCCACCCUGACACGAGAAGACGGGAAAACAAAUAUCAAGGUUCUUAAACAGAAAGAAGUCGAGGAGCUCAUCAAGCGACACGAGGCUGAAGAGGCAAAGGCUGAGAAAGACAAAAAGGACAAGGAGCAGAAGGAGAAGGACAAAUGAGCAAAAAACAUUCUCCCCCUCAUGUCAUCAUAUUCUGUAUGUUUUGUCUUUUACAUUAAAAGUUUGGAAACUGA
Paralichthys olivaceus (Japanese flounder) is the source of this 1153-nucleotide messenger RNA. RefSeq names its product proteasome 20S subunit alpha 4. Gene Ontology annotation, biological process: ubiquitin-dependent protein catabolic process; proteasomal protein catabolic process. Gene Ontology annotation, cellular component: proteasome core complex; proteasome core complex, alpha-subunit complex; cytosol. NCBI's taxonomy places the organism in Eukaryota, Metazoa, Chordata, Actinopteri, Pleuronectiformes, Paralichthyidae. The record is from RefSeq and is a predicted model, not a curated record.